AUUAGCACACUGACAGAGUUUCAGCACUGCAGAGCUGCCUCUCUGUCUUCAGCCGCUCUCGUUUGCAAUGUGUUUUGGUGAAAGACGGGCAGACGAGGAGGAUCAGCGUGACAGAAAUCCUUUGACGGAUGAGGGAAAAAGAGGAUUUCUUUCCCGUUCAGUGAUUCCAGCGCAGAUUUGAGAAGCUCUUGCGACCUCACUGAGGGUUCCUCCAGUCUGUGAGCCGGUGGGCGUUUGACAGCUUCCCCUCCCUCGUUUCUCCCUCUUUACUUCGUUGGAUCUGGCCAAUCGGCACCCAAGAAGAUCCGGUCACAUGACGCUGCCCCCCUUCCUGGUUGCCAUGACAAUGAGCGCCGGUCCAGGCAGCAUCUUGGUGUGAUGAGAAGAGGAGGGGGGGCAGGAGGAGAGGCAGACAGAGAGGUGGAAAAAGAAGGAAAAGAUAAAAGAGAAGAAUCCCAGCCUGAGGAACACAUAUUUGAACGUAGAGCUUGUGUUUGUCUUUACUCAGUGCAAAUGAAGAUGCUUGAGGCUGGAAGUUAAAGCCCUCCACCAGAGAGAGGCUCUUACAGGGCUGGGGCUGGACCCAAAGCCCCCUGCCCUAUAGGGUGGGGUGAAGGGCCCUCACAGCCCUUCGCGAGUCUGGACCAUGGGGGAUGGAGGUGCUGGUGCAGCUGGAGGAGAUGGGGUGAAUAAAUCCCAUGUCCUGUUUGACAACUUUGUCCAGGCAACCACAUGCAAAGGCAUACUCAAGGCCUUCCAGGAGCUCUGUGAACACCUGGAAGUCAAGCCCAGCGAGCACAGGAUCUUCUAUCACAAGCUCAAGUCCAAACUUAACUACUGGAAGGCUAAGGCGCUCUGGGCAAAGUUAGACAAGAGAGCCAGCCAGAAGGAGUACAAGAAAGGACGUGCCUGUGCCAACAUAAAGUGUCUGAUCAUCGGUGCGGGGCCAUGUGGCUUGCGUACGGCCAUCGAGCUGGCUUUUUUGGGGGCCAAAGUGGUCAUUCUGGAGAAGAGAGAUGCCUUCUCCAGAAACAAUGUGCUGCACCUCUGGCCCUUCACAAUCCAAGAUCUCAGGGGCCUUGGGGCCAAGAAAUUCUAUGGGAAGUUCUGCGCUGGUGCUAUUGACCAUAUCAGUAUUCGUCAGCUUCAGCUAAUGCUGCUCAAAAUGGCUCUCCUGCUGGGCAUUGAGAUCCAUGUCAAUGUAGAGUUUAAGGCCCUUAUCGAACCCCCUGAAGAUCAAGAGAGUGAAAGUAAGCAACUUCAGUUUUUGCCAGACAAGCCCACGAAAAGGAUAGGCUGGAGGGCCGAGGUCCACCCCAGGACACACCCUGUCAGUGAGUUGGAGUUUGAUGUCAUCAUUGGAGCAGAUGGAAGGAGAAACACACUACCAGGGUUUCGUCGUAAGGAGUUCCGGGGAAAGCUGGCUAUCGCCAUCACCGCUAACUUCAUCAACAGGAAUACAACGGCAGAGGCAAAGGUUGAGGAGAUCAGCGGCGUAGCCUUUAUCUUUAAUCAGAAGUUCUUUCAAGAUCUCAGGGAGGCAACGGGUAUUGACCUGGAAAAUAUUGUCUACUACAAGGACGACACACAUUACUUUGUGAUGACUGCCAAAAAACAGAGCCUGUUGGAGAAAGGAGUCAUUCUGCGUGACUACGCAGACACCGAGCUGCUCCUGUCCAGAGCUAACGUGGACCAGGCCGCCUUGCUGUCUUAUGCGCGUGAGGCUGCGGAUUUCUCCACCAGCCACCAGCUGCCUACAUUGGACUUCGCCAUCAACCAUUAUGGCCAGCCAGAUGUUGCCAUGUUCGACUUCACCUGCAUGUACGCCUCGGAGAACGCUGCCAUGGUGCGCCAACGCAGUGGUCACAAUCUGCUGGUGGCGCUUGUCGGUGACAGCUUGCUGGAGCCGUUCUGGCCCAUGGGCACCGGCAUCGCUCGAGGUUUCCUGGCAGCCAUGGACUCGGGCUGGAUGGUGAAGAGUUGGGCCCAAGGAAAAACCCCUCUAGAGGUUCUAGCUGAGAGAGAGAGCAUAUACCGACUUCUGCCUCAGACAACACCAGAAAAUGUCAGUAAGAACUUUAGCCACUACAGCGUGGAUCCCACCACACGUUACCCAAACAUCAGCCUUAACUUCCUCAGGCCCAGUCAGGUCAGGCACCUCUUUGACACGGGGGUGUGCCGAGAAAUUCGCAUUGAAAUUGAGAACGUGAUCAACUCGUCCACACCAAAGUUGGCCAGGAAUGACUAUUACCUGCUUGACAAACAGUUGCAAGAAUCCAUCGCUCGAUCCAGUAAACUGCUCAACUGGUGCCAGAGACAAACAGAAGGAUACAGGAAUGUUUAUGUGAUGGACCUUACCAUGUCUUGGAAGAGCGGCUUGGCGCUGUGUGCCCUCAUUCACCGAUACAGACCGGAUCUCAUUGACUUCGACUUCCUGGAUGAGCAAGACCACGAGAGGAACAACCAGUUGGCUUUCGACGUGGCAGAGAAGGAAUUUGGCAUCUCGCCGUGCAUGACCGGCAAGGAGAUGUCGUCUGUGGUUGAGCCCGACAAACUCUCCAUGGUCAUGUACCUCACUCAGUUUUAUGAGAUGUUUAAGGACACAGUGCCACCUGGAGACAACCACAACUUGAGUCCAGAGGAGAAAGCUGCAUUGAUUGCCAGCACAAAGUCCCCCAUCUCUUUCUUUAGCAAGCUGGGUCAGAGCAUAGCYAUCUCCAGGAAGCGAAACCCUAAGGACAAAAAAGAGAAGGACGUGGACGGUUUGGGGAAAAGACGAAAAACCAGCCAGUCUGAAGAUGAGGAAGUAUCCAGGACUGGUUGUGAUGACAGGCCGUCUGUCCCUGCUGUUUUGUCCGAGAGAAAAAUGGACUCYGCUGCCGUGGGGAAUAACAACAAAGUGAAGGUCAUGGCCACUCAGCUGCUCGCCAAGUUUGAAGAGAACGCCCCAGCCCAGCCUUCAGGGCUCAAAAGACAGGGGGAAUCUCUACCCAAUCUGGACUGYCUCUUGUCCUUUUCCCCACCACAAAACCCCGUGAAAGAGCCGGUGCGCCUUGCACCUGUCCCGGCUUGGAGAAAGAGACGCACACAGCAGCAGGAGAAGCUGAGCAUUCGCUACAAAGAAAUGAUCAAAUGUCAGACACUGCCCACCAGAGGGGAACAGGCCAGAAGUGGUGCGGAGCAAAUGUCCAGCUCAGGCUCUCGGAGCUGCCCAAAGAAAACCAUUCUGCUCCCUUCGUCCUCCUCCACCUCCUCGCUCUCRCUUCACUCCGAGAAUAUCUGUCCUGAAGAAGAGGAACUUGAAUAUUAUGAAAGGCCUCUGAURCACGGGAGAUUAGCUACAUGCAAUAAAACCACAAGCAGCGUCUCAUCCGAGCUCCCUUGGCAGGAGUUGAGGCCGUUGCACCAAACUGAGCCAGAACCCAUCCACAUCCCUGGUAUACAGGAGAGGGCAGAGCGCCUAAUCUCAAGGUUUAAGGGCAAACCUAAGAMGCCACCAAAGCCGAAGAAAAAGCCGUCCCGUUUCUUUUUAGAGCAGUGGCACAUGUCGCGAGGACUGAACGCCAGCCCAGCUUCACCACUGUCUUCUCCAGACGCCCCCAGAAAGGAGCCAGUGAGGCCUCUGGACUYGGGCCAGUUGCCUAUAUUUGUGCUUAGUAUUCAGGAGAGAGCUGAGCAGCUUGCCUCUCAAUUGGAAGGCAAGCGAGUYGGCCCACAGCCUAAGAAAAAACCUUCCCGUUUUUUUAUGGAACAAUGGCACCUGGCCCGAAACCAGAGUCCCCCCGAUUCUCCCCCCUCCACCUCUGACACCUUGAGACAGCACUGUGUCAGGAUGUACACGGGAGGAGUUAGCACACUGGCUGAGCAAAUAGCCAAUCAGCUUCAGUCUCAGGAAGAGUCCAGGCCCAGUCCUGCGCCUGAACACAGGGAUUUGGGCUCCCUUAGAAAAGAAUUCCCGGCCAACAUCGGAGGCAGCGAUGUCUGCUUCUUCUGUCGAAGGCGUGUGUACGUCAUGGAGAGGCUGAGCGCAGAGGGGAAGUUCUUCCACCGCACCUGCUUCAAGUGCGACUACUGUGGGACGACGCUACGACUCUCCUCCUACGCCUUCGAUGUGGAGGAUGGAAAAUUUUACUGCAAACCUCACUACUGUUACCGGCUGUCUGGUUACGCUCAGAGAAAGCGGCCUGCUCCCUCCCCGGCUCCAGUCUCAGCUAAGGACAGCCAGACGCCCCAAACUCCCACGGUGACUGUCGAUGCCCCCGGAAGGGCGGCGGCAGCAGCUGCAGCUCCCUCAGCUGAGCUCCAACCCUCAGCCCUGGAAGUCAACGGCCUGCAGGAGCCCAGUUUGGCCAAACGUCUGCGUGGAACUCCGGAGCGCAUUGAGCUGGAGAACUACCGUCUGUCCCUUCAGAGGGAGGAGGAGCUGGAGGAGGUGCCCGAGGAGACGCUGGCAGAACACAACCUCAGCAGUGUGCUGGACAAACCCACAGAUGUGGACCUGGGAUCCAGUUCAGAGUCCGACAUGGAGGAGGAGGACGAGCAGGAGGAGGCGGAGGUAGAGGAGCAGCUCCCCAGCCCCUCCGACCUCGGUGGYGUUCCCUGGAAGGAGGCGGUGGAGCUCCACGCCAAGCUGCGAGGCGACCACGACGGGGAGGCAGAGGGCGAAGCUCUGGACGACGCCGCCAGCAGGGACGGAGAUCUGGAGGAAGACGAAGAAGAGGAAGAGGAGGAUGAGGAGGAAGAUGAGGACGAAGAAGACGAAGAAGAUGAUGAAGAAUCUAGUGAAGAGGGGGAUUACUGCCCCUGGGAUAAAGAGCUCCAGUCAGGCCUGUGGCUGGAGAAGUGUCUUACAGAUGAAGAAGAUGUUGGUACAUUUAAAGCCAGGAACAUACACAUCCAACAAGUCCUGCAGCCGGUGGAUCCCAGCGUCAUUCCAGGUUUGACGAGACCACGCCUGGACUCUGAGGGAGACGAGGACGGCCCGUUGGCCCCGCCCCUCCAACCCUCGCAGCCCUCUGAGCUCACACAGCCCUCCUCCACAGCCCCUGCCCACACAUCCACCCGUCAUGACGCAGUGAGAGUCUGGUUGGAGUCCUUGUCUGGAGAACUCUGUGAAGAUGAAGACCUGGAGGCUGAAGCAGGCAGUCCAGAUAUGGAGCCUGGGACUGAGUUGGAUCAGGACGACAUCCCUUCAGAUGCAGAAGCUGAGGCUCGUUUGCAUCAGUCAGAGUUAACUGAAGCUCCUGUUCACGAAAACAGAGGAGAAGAAAGUGAGGGGAUGGCCUCCAGUGUUGACCUGUCGAGCAGUGGCCCGGUGCUGGAGGAAGAUAUUCUUUCUCCUCUCAAACCAUCCCCAGAUCCUAAAACAGAUGUGACUCCGGUGAAGUCUCCUGGCAUCCGCUUUUUCACAGAUCCGUUCCUCCCUGAUAAAGCAACGCCUGAGAAGACAAGCGUGUCCCCACCAGUCAGGAGCCCACUGAGCCCGUCACCAGCACCCUCUCCGCUUUCUGCUUCUGCCUCUUCACCUACUCUUACUGUCCCAGCCUCCCCUUCUUCCCCGGUGAAGCCAGCCUGCAAAUCGUCUGUCAAAUCCCCCGUCAAGUCGUCGCCCACCUCACCGAUCCGCUCUCAGCCCGUCCCACUGCCAGAGACUCGCACACCCAAAUCACCAGUCUACCCUCACCGCUCCAUCUGUCCUCUCACGGGAAACCCCCUUUCUCCGAUCUGCGCCCAGCCUCUGCCCUGCCACGAGCCCUCGUCACCCCUCACUUCCGACUCCCCCGUCAGAACUCAGCCGGUCCCUGCGGUCACUUCCACACCCGUGGCUAAAACAGACAAGGCCAUAAGUGAGCCUUCCAAGUCUUCAGAUUCCUCAGUGGAAGAGAAUACGUCUAAAAAGGCAGAUAUAAUUGAGGAGUUUUGGUUAAAGAGUGCCGAGAUAAGGAAGAGCCUUGGUUUGUCUCCUUUAGACCGCAGCAGUAAGAUCCUGGAGAAGAGUCCAAAGGAGGAGCCCACCCCUGCUAAGACACAGUCACCAGGUGUGUCUCAGGAACAGAAACCCGCUUUUGCCGGCCGCACCGUCAUUCGCCGACUGAACAUCACGCUCGAGGGUCAAGUCAUUACUCCCAUUGCUCCUGCAGAGGCCAAGAGCGAUGGCUUGGAUAUUAGGGAUGUCAGCAGCAGCUCGGGUUUGGGACUGAACGGCAGCACGGCCACGAGCCAAACGGUGAACAGCGACAGCUACAACACGUCGGACUCCACCAUGCUCACCCCACCCUCCAGUCCGCCGCCACCCGUGCCCGCCAAUCAGUCUCCAGCUGUGCUCAGGCAGCAGAGGCACCAAGUCUCCUGGAGCAACGGAGCGGGAAAACCUCCAUCGGAACGUGCCAAAGAGCCAGCGAAAUCCAAGACUCCCGUUCCCGCUCCCAGGACUCAGCUGAGCCCCGUGUCUGUGCCCAAACCCGCUCCGAGGAAAGUUUCCUCCCCCGAGGCGGCGCCCGAAACCGUUCCCGUGGUUGUAAUGAGGGAGAAGAAGAAGCCUCGACCGGCUGAGGUGAGAAAAUCCUUUGUUGAGACAGUUGAGGAGAUUCCGUUUGCGGAUGAUGUAGAGGAGGCUUACGAUGAGCGGACGCCUGCAAAAAGCACGAAGGAGCAUUAUAAUCCACCGCCCAGCAAGCCCUGCAAACCUCCACUACAUUUGGCUCUAGCAAUGGAAAACGGGAAGCCGAAUAUCCCCAUCAACCCAGUUUCCAAGAUCCAAAGGGCAACGCAGUUUUCUCCAGAAGCCAAAGAGAUCGCCAAGGAGAGAAUUAUGGCAAGAGAAAAGUCGGUGAAGAGCCAGGCUCUAAAAGAUGCCAUGGCCAAGCAGCUCAGCAAAAUGAAAGAAUCUGACACAGACAAGGGUGCCUCACCCAAAGUGGCCUGGGGCGCAACCCCAGAUUCGGCCGGGAAAACAAAAAAGUCCGCCACGUCUCCAAAAACGUCCGCUGUGAAAGCGUUGGAGUCGAAGAAGGCCGAUGCCGCGCCCGAGCGCUUCUUCAGCAGCAACAAGAGUCUGGACAGCUCCGUGGCCUCCUCAGAUGGCUCAACUCUGAGUAAAAGCAAGAAGCGAAGCUCCCUCUUCUCGCCUCGCAAGAACAAGAAAGAGAAGAAGGCCAAGAAUGACAGCAGCAGAAACUCGGGCACAGAGGAGACGCCGCCCAAACACAAGUCGCUGUGGAAAGCGGUCUUUUCAGGGUACAAGAAGGACAAGAAGAAGAAGGACAAUAAGUCGUGUCCAAGCACUCCGUCGUCCAGCUCCACCACUCAGGACUCUGGGAAGAAAAGAAUGUCACCUCUUGGGAGGUCUUCAGACUUGAAAUUACGCAGAAACUUGAGCGUGUCGGAGGACUCGGACCUGUCGUGUGACGACGUUCUGGAGAGGUCAUCCCAGAAAUCAAAGGCCGAUUCUGUUUAUGUUCCUCACGCACUGGCGUUCAAGAGAUCGUACGCCACAAAGAAAACCUACACAGAGGAAGAGCUGAAUGCCAAACUCACGCGGCGAGUACAGAAAGCUGCGCGGCGGCAAGCGAAGCAGGAGGAGCUCAAAAGGCUUCAUAGAGCCCAGAUCAUUCAGAGACAGUUGGAGCAGGUAGAGGAGAAGCAGAGGCAGCUGGAGGAGAGAGGCGUGGCUGUGGAGAAAGCUCUAAGAGGAGAAGCAGGAUUGUAUAAAGGUACUUAUACAUUACCCAAACAGCACAAAAGAAGAUCAGACUAUUGGGGAGAUUCUAAUUACAGUGAAAUCCUGGACAUGCAUCUGGGCGUUGAGCCCUUAGUGGGGAUGCCUCGCCGAAGACCGCUCUCCCUCUGCCCUUGCUGGUCCUCUGAAGGAAUGGGGAAGAAGGACGACCCCAAACUAAUGCAAGAGUGGUUCAAGCUGGUGCAGGAGAAGAACGCUCUGGUCCGCUAUGAGUCAGAGCUCAUGAUAUUACCAUUUGAAAACUGAGAAGGAGCUUGCUCAAGAAAAGCAGAUCCUGAACGAGAUGUUGGAGGUGGUGGAGCAGCGCGAUGCCCUCGUCGCCCUCCUGGAAGAACAGAGACUCCGGGAGAAGGAGGAAGACAAGGACCUGGAGGCUGUCAUGCUCUCGAAAGGAUUUAAUCUUAACUGGGCCUAAUAAGAGCGUUAGAACUGCUCAUUAAGUUUUAGGGAAAAGGGGGAUUUUACUUCUCAAAGGCAUUGUCAGCCUUGCACUCUUUUCUUUUUCUGACUUUUCUUCUAAACAGGGAUGCAAGCAGUUAGUCUAAAACUGUCACACCUACAGCAGUGAAUGUGUAAAUAUCCUUCCUACACAACACACACACACACACACCGUAGCUGCCUCUGACACUGAAGCAGUCUGCAGCGUUUACAUAUCCUCUGCCUAAAGGCAGUCAAGUUAAUCACUUUGCAAUUUUGUUCCUCUCCCUCUGUGUGGGAGGAGAGGAGAGUACAAAUUCACAACUUUAUCAUCCCAGCCUUGAAGUGGAUCCUUUCAAGUAAGAGGGGCUGUUGGGASAAAGUGUAAAGACUUCACUCUGAUUAUAUAAAGGGAAGAAUGCGGUUCAGUCCUGCUGAUGUAAAGGAAUUGUAAAGAAUACUGUGUUUUUUGUGUGUGUGUGUAUAGCUGUGUAAGGCGAGUCAUCUUUCAGCAAAGGGUUCCCUCUUUUCUACAAAGGACUGCUACAGAGGUGUGGAAAAACCACAGCUACAUUUUCAGGCUGAUUAUAGGAUCGACACCCUCUGCUGAAGCUGCCUUUCUUUCCUGUGAAAAAUGGAGUUUAGCAUCCUAAUGAACCACAAAUAUGCCCCGAAAGGCUUUUUUUUUUCUUCAUAUUUUAUUCCCACAGUGUUCAGUGAGUCAACACUAAGAAUCCAUCAUCUCUGGAUUUUUUUUAUCUAUUUGUCUUUAUUUGCUUUUAACAGAUGAACAGUUUUCUUCAUGCAUUCACAGGAGAGUGCCCAGAAUCUCAUUAUCUUCCACUUGUGCGUAACCCUUGUGCACUCCUAAGCCAUUGUGCGUCUGUGAAGGUGGCUUGCAGGCAYGUACAGUAGAAGGACCUGACAUUUCUUUAAACAUUUCACAGGACUUUGAAAACGCCGGGUCUCUGCGUAUCACGUUGACGGUUGAAGUUUACAAACACUCGUUCAAUAUUGGAUUUUUGUUGGCUCCCGCGAUGGAAGGCGGGAUCGAAAAAAAAAGAAAGAAAUCUUGGAAAGAAUAGUAUUAAUGGUGUGACCUCAUUAUAUCACAGUUCUUAAAGGGAGAACAGUGUAGUUCAUUUCACUCACUUCGUGCCACAGGAUGUUCUCUGUGUGGAUAUGCUGUGAUAUUACACCAUACGCACACUACACAACAAUCACACAGCAGUGUACAGCAGUGGUGAUACUGUCUCUUUGAAGAAGAUGCCUUCUAAGUUUUGUUCUCCACAUUCAGUUUUUUUGUUUUAAGUUCAGUUUGUUUUUGUCGCUUUUGUGAAUCCCACUGGAACUAAACAUUUUUACUACUUUUCUGCUAAACAUUUUUGUAAAACAUGCCCCCCUCCCCCAACCAAAAAAUAAAAAAGUUAAUUAUUUAAAAUGGGGAUUUAAGGAAUCUAAAUUUUGCAUCGAGCAUCAUUGGUUAUCCAGUGGGUAAUCUAAUCCGAAAGUCUAUUAUUUUGUAUGAUUUUUUUUUUUGAGAACUGUACAAAACUAAGAGGCUAUAUUUAUGAGCUGUGGAUAAAAAAAGUUACAUAAUUUUAAAGGCUGAUGUUUUAGAUGGUGUGUGAAAAGUUUGACUUGAUUGUACUGAUAUUUAUUAACAUGUGUGCAAAUUGUAUUAUAUGUAAAGAAAAUGAAUCCUAAUUUUUAAACUGUUCUGUUGACACAUUGACUUGUAUUGUAAAAUGCUUCAUGUAGCUAAAAUGCAUAGGGGUGUUGGAUGUAUGCUGAAAAUGGCAAUAAAACAAUGCAGUUUUUCUUUUA
Austrofundulus limnaeus is the source of this 9982-nucleotide messenger RNA. RefSeq names its product microtubule associated monooxygenase, calponin and LIM domain containing 3a (gene mical3a). The record is from RefSeq and is a predicted model, not a curated record. NCBI's taxonomy places the organism in Eukaryota, Metazoa, Chordata, Actinopteri, Cyprinodontiformes, Rivulidae. Gene Ontology annotation, molecular function: FAD binding; protein binding.